AUGGUGGAAAUCUAUGUGGAACUGGUUAUGGUGGACGAUAGGGGAGGUGGAGUUAUACGUGGAGGUGGAUAUGGAGAUGGUGCUGAUGGAGGUGGCUGUGGGGUCAGAGGUGGUGGAAAUGCAGAAAGAGGUGGAGACUUGGGUAAAGGAGGUGGUGCAAAUCUAUGUAGAGAAGAUGGUAGAGGUAAAGAUCUUUGCAGAGGUGGAGAUGGAGGUACACAACGAGAGGGAGGUGGAAAUCUAUGUGGAAAUGGUGUAGAUGGAGGUCACAGUGGCAAUGGUAGUACAACUGGUGGAGAUCCCGGUAAUGAUUGA
Olea europaea var. sylvestris is the source of this 315-nucleotide messenger RNA. Its product is annotated as ctenidin-3-like. Bases 1 to 315 code for a protein of 104 amino acids. Lineage: Eukaryota; Viridiplantae; Streptophyta; Magnoliopsida; Lamiales; Oleaceae. The record is from RefSeq and is a predicted model, not a curated record. The transcript is spliced from 2 exons.